Messenger RNA from Adineta ricciae, 384 nucleotides. NCBI's taxonomy places the organism in Eukaryota, Metazoa, Rotifera, Eurotatoria, Adinetida, Adinetidae. The record is from the annotation of a GenBank genome assembly.
AUGGAUGCAACAACUAAUAGUGGGGCAAAUACCGGUUUUGUUGGAAUUAAAUUUUGUCAAGAAUGUAAUAAUAUGCUUUAUCCUAAAGAGGAUAAGGAAAAUCGAAUAUUGCUCUACGCCUGUCGACGAUGUGACUUCCAUCAAGCGGCUGAUAACCCAUGUAUAUACGUUAAUAAAAUUACUCAUGAAGUCGAUGAAUUGACACAAAUCGUCACUGAUGUUAUAUCUGAUCCCACAUUACCUCGUACGAGUGAUCAUCCAUGCCCAAAAUGCCGUGGUCAUGACGCGGUGUUCUUUCAAGCUCAAUCCGCACGCAGCGAGGAUCGUAUGACAUUGUACUACGUUUGCCGUAAUCAGGAUUGUCUCUAUCGUUGGACGGAAUAA